Frankliniella occidentalis (western flower thrips) is the source of this 1209-nucleotide messenger RNA. RefSeq lists its product as uncharacterized. Lineage: Eukaryota; Metazoa; Arthropoda; Insecta; Thysanoptera; Thripidae. The record is from RefSeq and is a predicted model, not a curated record. The transcript is spliced from 4 exons. The coding region runs from base 145 to 822 and encodes 225 amino acids.
GCGAUUUCAAUUUACAGAUGAAGGGCCUCUCGCAGCGGCGUCACUCGUAGGCGUUCGUGUGCAAGCUGCCACGCACCACACAUCUCUUUCUCUGUUUUCCUCUAUUUCCAGUUUCCCCACAAUUUGAGUGACUGCUGGUCCGCCAUGCUGCCCGCCCUGUGCCUGCUGGGCUCGGCCCUGGGCUCGGCCCUGGCUGACGUGAUGGUGAAGGAGGUGCCGGCCGGCGCCAUGGCCGAGCUAGAGUGCCCCUCCAACGACGACCACCACCGCUUCUCGUACUGGCAGACGCACAACGACAAGGUGAUCGGCCCGGGCAACGAGUACAACGACUACAAGUACAAGUACGAGGUGCUCACGGGCAAGCUCUUCAUCAAGGGCGUGUCUACGUCUGAGGCCGGCUUCUACAAGUGCGUCUCGCGGGCCGUGUCGGCCGACCCGGCCAACAUCAAGAUCGAGAACGUAGAGCUGAUUGUGAGAAAGGACUGGGAGGAGGUGUACGAGGACGACACGGAGACCAACACGUUCCGGGCCGUGGCGGCGCUGUCCGUCAUCCUGGUGGCGCUGCUCCUGCUCCUGUUCUUCCUGCGCAUGCGCCGGACACGCCCCCUGAGGUUCAGAGACCUGAUCGACGAGGAGUCCCAGGACGAGGCCCCCGCCGCCGUGGCCGCCCAGGCCCGCGCCGACGUGUACCGCCCCACCACCCUGCCCUCCUCCUCCAGCAACGGUGGGGCGGGUGGCAGCUCCGCCAAGGACAACCUGGCCGUGGCGGUGGACACGGACUUCCCGACGGUGUUCGAGAGCAUCCACGACCCACGGAUGUAGACGCGGGGCCGGGGGAGGCGACCUACCUCCUCGGCGCUACCGACCUGCUCGCGUUCUGACUGACCUGUCGAUCGCCUUCGGACCGUUACUGUUCGUCCGCAACGCAGUAUUAAUUUCAGGAAAAAACUGUUAGCGUUUAGGCUGUGUGAGAGAAGUUUUCCAUCCCUUGGAGUCUUCCUGGAAAAGGGGGAGAUUCAAAUGGUUGUCGAAAAGCGCGACAUCGUAUUACGACAAUGCAGCGAUGCUUUUUCGUUAUGCAUCAGAUGUUUCUGGUACAUAGAAUCACUUUCCAAUCUCAAUAAAACGAGAAUUAGCAUAGUAAAAUUCAGAAUGUUUCACAAAUAACCUUGUAAAAUGUUUUUAAAAUAAAAUUACGGGCUUUUGAUA